Messenger RNA from Ipomoea triloba (trilobed morning glory), 2605 nucleotides. Its product is annotated as neurofilament medium polypeptide-like. The coding region runs from base 216 to 2198 and encodes 660 amino acids. The record is from RefSeq and is a predicted model, not a curated record. Gene Ontology annotation, cellular component: nucleus. NCBI's taxonomy places the organism in Eukaryota, Viridiplantae, Streptophyta, Magnoliopsida, Solanales, Convolvulaceae. Gene Ontology annotation, biological process: chromatin organization; regulation of double-strand break repair. The transcript has 12 exons. Gene Ontology annotation, molecular function: histone binding; DNA binding.
AUAAAAACACCCAAAUCACCCGACCCUCCAAAACUUCUCGUGUUCGAAGUGUGGAAUCGUUGAAAAGAAAAAAAGAAAGGGCAAAAAUACAAACCACUACUGAUACGAGUGUGAGUGUAGCCCUCUCAAAGCCUUGGAAUUCAGCUCUCUAAUCUCGUUUUUCUUGUUGGGAGAGAAGAUUUUGUCUUGGUGUACUGCUUCUGCUGCUGUAAGUUAUGGGGGAGGGAGAUACUAUAUCUGAAUUGCCGGAGUCGACUGUGAAUGGUAAUGCAGCUCCGGAGGAAAAGAGUGAAGCUUGUGUGGAGAAGAAGGACACUGGGGACAGUGGUGUAAAGGAGAUGGAGGAAGAUAGUAAGCAGGAGAGUGAAAAGGUGGAUGCUGAUAAAAUGGAUGUAGAUGAAGAACAGGUGAAGGAAAACGAGGAAAGCAAAGAUGAAGAAGGAAAAGAAGAAAAGGGAGAUGAGGAAGAAAAAGUGGAGGAUGAGAAAUUGGAGGACAAGGGUGAGGCAAUGGAUGAAGAGGAAGCUGUGGAAAAACUGGAUGAAGAGGAAGCUGAGGAAAAACCGGAUGAGGAUGAGGAUAAGGUUGAAAAAGAGGCUGAUGCAGUGAAAGAGGAAAAAGAACAGGAUACUGCGGAAGAGCCUACUGCUGGGAAAGGGUCAAAGAAGAAUGCUAAAUCAAAAAGCAAUUCUGUGGAGAAAGACAAAAAGAAGAAAAAGGCAGUGGAAGCCAAGAAGGAGAAGGAACCGAGAACUCCCAUGGCACCUACUAUUGACCGUCCUGUUCGUGAACGAAAAUCAGUUGAAAGACUAGUUGCAUCCAUUGAGAAAGAUGCUGUCAAGGAAUUCCGUGUCGAAAAGGGUCGUGGAACUGCACUGAAGGACAUACCAAAUGUGGCAUAUAAAUUAUCCAGAAAGAAGACUGAGGAUUCAUUCAAGAUGCUACAUUCAAUACUCUUUGGAAGGAGAGGAAAGGCAGCUCAAUUUAAGAAUCACUUGUCUCGGUUUUCUGGCUUUGUGUGGCAUGACAAUGAGGAAAAGCAAAGGAUGAAGGUUAAAGAAAAAUUUGACAAGUGUGUAAAAGAGAAAUUGUUGGAAUUCUGUGAUAUACUUGACAUACCUGUUGCCAAGGCUACAUCAAAGAAGGAAGAUGUACUUGUAAAGUUGAUGGAAUUUUUGGAGGCACCUCAUGCUACAACUUCUGAACUGCUUGCUGAAAAAGAGCAGUCAAGCAAGGGAAAGCGUAAGAGGGCUAGCAAUAAAAGUGGAUCCUCUGCUUCUGGAAGUUCAAAAGGUUCAGCUAAGAGUCGCAAGACUGAGAGUGCAUCUAAGAAGGGUGAGAAGAAGGACAUACAUGAAUCAGAAAAUGAGUCAGAGGAAGAACCAGAACAUGAAGAAAAAGCUAAUGGUGUUUCUGACAGAUCAGACGAUGAGAUGUCAGACCAUGCUGACAGUGAUAAGAAAGAUGAUGAUUCCGAAGAUGAGCCUGAGGAGGUUAAGAAAAAGAAACCAAAGGCAAAGAAAUCAGUACCAAAGGAAUCUGAAGAUGAGUCUGAGGAAGAAAAGAAAAGUGAAGAACGUAAGCCAAAGAAGUCAGCAUUAAAAGAGUCCGAUGACGAAUCUGAAGAAGAAGAGAAACCUAAGAAAAAACAGAUCUCUAAGAAAUCAUCAUCAAAGAAGGAAUCUGCUGGAAAAUCUAAGACCAAAAAUUCUGCUACCCCAAAAAAGUCUGCCCCACCCCCCAAAAAGACUCCCACAAAGACAUCCAGUCAUCCUAAAGUUAAUGAUGGUGAUGAUGCAAGUCCAAAAGCAUCCUCAAAGAAGAAAAAGACUGAAGCAGCAAAAGAAAAAUCCUCAAAUUCAAAGAAGCCUGCUCCUAAAGAAACUAAAGGGAAAAAGGUUGUGAAGGCAAAGGAUCAACCCAAGGAAGAUAAAAUAAAGCCAACUGAUGAUGAGCUAAGAGAAUCAAUUUGUGAAAUCCUUAAAGAAGUUGAUUUCAACACGGCUACCUUCACAGACAUUCUAAAGCAACUCGCCAAGCAGUAUGAUACAGACCUUGCACCCAGAAAAGCAUCGAUAAAACGUAUGAUCCAGGAUGAGCUUACUAAACUAGCAGAUGAAGGAGAUGACGAGGAAGAUGAUGCUAAUGCUGUAAAAGAUGAAAUGCAGGCUUCUUCUUGUCAAGGUGCGGAGACCUGAAAAUGUGUCUCCCACAUGUUGUGUAAUGUUGUCCCCUCCCCUGUUAAAUUAGGCAACUGUAUUUUCUAACUAGCGGGUUCCAUUCCAUAAUCAGAAGAUUGUAAACUUGGGUUGACUAGGAAAUCCAUCCAGAGGUAGAAGUACUUGAGCUUAUUAUAGUGCAAGGAUUUCAGCUUCUGUAGGGUCUAGAAAUGUGUAGGAGAUGAUAUUUUGUUUUUAAAUUUUAUUAGCAGAGAGAGAGAAGAGCAUUUACAGACUAUAAAGUGUUGCUGCUCCCAACAUUUAUGAUGGCUCAACAAACCCCCCCUUGUAUUUUGCAAAUGCUGUAAUAAUCAGGAUAUCCACCCUUACUCUUGAAGUUCCCUAGCUAGAUUAAUGCAGCAUAAUGCAUGUUUGGAUUGAUCAUA